AUGGAAGAUUUUACAAUGAAAGGAGAGAUGGAAGGUGUUCGAUUUCAGAAAGCAUUGUCAAGUGAAAAGUAUGGUCUGAAACAAUAUGUUCCGACGCGAUGGUUUAGUGAAUUCGAUUGUGUCGAAUCGGUUAUGCAAAGUAUCGAUAGUCUUACUAUGGCAGUUGAUAAUUUUCCAAAAGAAGCGUCUAAUUAUUUGAAUGAACUGUCAAAAAUCGAAAGCCGAGUUCUUUUCAAAGAAUUGUCACAAGUUAUUCAGCCCUUAAAGGAAUGUAGUAAAUACUUUCAGAUUGAUAUUGAUGUGCAGAGAAUUGUGGAUUCAGAAAUGGAAAAGAUUAUAUCUGUUCUGCCGAAAAGAAAUGGAAAAGAUUAUAUCUGUUCAGACGCUUCCAGCUCCCCACAAGCCACGCCGAAACGGGCUAUGACAUUUGUAGAAAAAUGUCUUAGCAAGUCUUCAGCUCCUUCACCGAUCUCUUUGAUUGAAGAGCGCAUUUAUUAUGAGCGAGACUCUCGCCAAUGCCAGCCACAAAUUUAUUGGCCUAUGGUAAAAUCGAUAUAUCCGAAACUUGGAAAAGUCGCAUGGAAAUUUUUUGGAGUACCCACUACAGAAUCGGAUGUGGAGCGCUCGUUUUCUAUUUUGAAAAACGUAUACACUUCGAAUCGACUGUCGCUGGAAUCGAAAUUUUUGGAAAAUCUAAUGUUAAUCAAAGAGAUGCCUUAA
Messenger RNA from Caenorhabditis briggsae, 720 nucleotides. The transcript has 3 exons. NCBI's taxonomy places the organism in Eukaryota, Metazoa, Nematoda, Chromadorea, Rhabditida, Rhabditidae. Gene Ontology annotation, molecular function: protein dimerization activity. The record is from RefSeq and is a predicted model, not a curated record. Bases 1 to 720 code for a protein of 239 amino acids.